Molecule: messenger RNA, 3852 nt
Organism: Xiphias gladius (swordfish)
Lineage: Eukaryota; Metazoa; Chordata; Actinopteri; Istiophoriformes; Xiphiidae
Gene: trpm4a
Product: transient receptor potential cation channel, subfamily M, member 4a
Biological process (GO): calcium ion transmembrane transport
Cellular component (GO): membrane
Molecular function (GO): ligand-gated calcium channel activity; calcium-activated cation channel activity
Source: RefSeq, a predicted model, not a curated record
UGGGCGGAGCAGCAGGACGCAGGGCUGAGCCGGAGCUCUCUGAUCAGACUUCGUGGAUGCAGCGCAAGAUGAAGGACCUGGAGAAAGAGAAGGACGGAGGAAAUCGAAAAGCUGGAAGAACGAAAGAGAAUGAUCAGAGCUGGAUUCCCAAGAUCAUCAAGAAGCGAGUGUGCACCACUUUCGUUGAAAACUCUUUCAGUAAUGGAGCGUAGUGUCAGUGUGGUAGUGUGCAGGAGGUGCAUGACUCUUUGGCAACAGGGGACUACUUUGGAGCAGCUAUUGUCACCCAGUGGGACAGCAGACAGCACUCUUCAGAGUGUCCUACCGAUGCCUUUGGAGAGCUAGAGUUCGCUGGGGCUGGACGCAAAUACAGUAAUUUUCUGCGGCUAUCAUGUGACACAUCGCCUCAGAUCAUCUACACCCUGAUGACAGCUCACUGGGGCCCGCCAUCACCCAACUUGGUGGUGUCGAUGGUGGGGGGGGGUGAGAAGAUCAAAACAUGGGUGAGAGAUGUCCUCAGAAACGGGCUGGUAAGGGCUGCACAGAGCACAGGGACCUGGAUCUUGAAAGGGGGUCUGAGGGAGGGUGUGUCCCGCUGUGUGGGCGAGGCGGUGAGGGACCACGGGGCCGCAGCUCCAGCUCUCUCCGAGAAGAAAGUGAUUGCUGUGGGACUUGCACCCUGGGGCCUGGUGCACAACAGGCAGCAGCUUGUCCAUGCCCAGGGGAGUUUUCCUGCUCGAUACUAUGUUCAGAACACAUCACGUGAAUCCUGCUGCCUGGACAACAACUGCCAGGCUUUCCUCCUGGUGGAUGAUGGGAGUGUUGGCUGCCGGGGGGGAGAGGCAGUUUUUCGUGCAAAUCUGGAGGAAUACAUUUCCCAUCAGCGCACAGGCAUUUGGGGUAGUGGCAGUAUUGAAAUCCCAGUGCUUUGCAUGCUCAUCUCAGGAGACGCCAACAUGCUGGAGAGAUUAGAUGCUUCUCUGAGGAAAGCUAUGCCCUAGCUUGUUCUUGCUGUUUCUGGUCCAGCUGCAGACCUUAUCAGUGAGCUGCUGGGCAAUCUCGCCUCUGUUUCCCUCAGUCCCACCUCUCCUCCAGCAGCAGAGGGGGAGGCUGCUCACGGUCUCAGCGCAGAGCACCGUGACAGGGUCCGUGACAAGGUCCGGAAACACUUCCCAGCUGAAGCUGAGCUGGAGAAACUGGUGGACAAUGCUCUAAGUAUCUAUCAGAACAGAGAGCUCAUCACUGUUUUCCGCGGGGAACAGGAGGGUUCCGAUGAUUUUGAUACAGUUUUCCUCAAAUCCCUUGUUAGAGCUAGUAAACGUGUCUCCAGUGAAGGCAGUGAGUACACAGAAGAGCUGAAACUGGCUGUGGCCUGGAAUCGAGUGGACAUCGCCAAAGCUGAGCUCUUCAACGGAGACAUACAGUGGAAGUACAAGGACCUGGAAGACUCCAUGACAGAUGCACUGAUCAAUGACAAACCCCAGUUUGUGCGUCUCUUUUGCGAGAAUGGUCUGAAUAUCCUGGACUACCUGUCAUACCGGCGCAUGGAAAGCUUGUACCGCUCGCUGUCAGACAGCUCACGCCUAUAUGCUGCUCUGAGUGAGAGGCAGAGCCUGGCUGGAUCCCUGCCCAGUGUGGACAGACCUUUGACAGUACCUCUGAAGAGUACCCAGAGUGCAGUAACUGGACCAGCUUCAGCAAUGGAGCUCAGCCUGUAUGAGGUAUCCCGCCUGCUGUUGGACCUGUUGGGUGAUGUCUGUCAGCCCUUCUACUAUGGACCUCUGGGCCUGGACCACAGCACCAGCACCAGGAGGACGCUCAAGCAAGUCAAUAAGAUACUGUUGAGGGAGUGUAUGUACCGGGACCAGCGUUGCCUCUCACCCUGGGUAGCCCUCUUCAUCUGGGCCAUCCUGCAGAACCGCAGGGAAAUGGCCGUUUACUUUUGGGAGAUAGCAGGGGAGUCCGUGCUGAGUGCUCUGGGUGGGUAUAAGAUGCUGAGGGAGCUUUCUAAGCUCGAAAAUGAGACUGAGAACAAGCUGGCCAUGAAGGAACUGAAGCCCAAGAAGUUUGAGGACCUGGAACAUGACGUAUUUGGUGAGUGUUACCAGAACAGCGAGAGUCGUGCCUUCACUCUCCUUAUAAGGAAGUCCCCAGUGUGUGUGUGUGUGUGUGGGGGGGGGGCUACGUGCCUACAGAUGGCCACUGCAGCUGACGCUCGACUGUUCUUCAGCCACGAUGGUGUUCAGUCUCUGCUGUCUCAGAUCUGGUGGGGUGAUAUGGAGAGGAACACUGAGGUCUGGAAACUGGUUCUCACCUUCUUCCUGCCCCCCCUCCUCUACACAGACCUCAACAGCUUCAGGGAACAAGAGGAGGAGGUUAAGUCUGUGGAGGUCUACCAAGCCAGAGACAUUGACAGUCUGGAUGGGAAUGACGCUACUAGUGAGGAAGAGGCUGAAGAGUUCAGGGCUCUAAAAGGAAACCUGAAAUACUCUUUGCCAUCCAACCCCAAGAGACCAUUUUUUGUGUCACAGUGGAGACAGUUCUGGUUUGCCCCUGUCACCUCGUUCCUUGGCAAUGUGCUGAUGUACUUCCUCUUCCUCUGCCUGUUUGCCUAUGUUCUGUUGGUGGACUUCAAGCUGCCACCCCCUGAUGGUCCUGCGACUCUGGAGUUUGUGCUUUACUUUUGGGUUUUCGGCUUAGUAUGUGAAGAGAUUCGCCAGACCUUCUUUGCUGGCAGUACCUUUGUGCUCCAGAGGAUGAGGAACUACAUCCAGGAUGUGUGGAACAAGGGUGAUCUCACAGCCAUCACUCUCUUCAUUUUGGCUUUGUGCUGCAGAAUGUUUCCCUGGUCAUAUGAGUUUAGCCGAGCUGUGAUGGCCAUAGAUUUUAUGGUCUUCACACUACGUCUGAUCCAUAUCUUUGCCAUCCACAAUCCCAAGAUCAUCGUUGUUGGUAAAAUGAUGAAGGAUGUUUUCUUCUUCCUUUUUUUUUUGGCUGUGUGGCUCAUGGCCUAUGGAGUGGCCAAUCAGGUACUCCUCUACUCAUAUGAUCCCCGCCCUAAUUGGAUAUUCUGCCGAGUGUUCUACAGACCAUACCUGCGCAUUUUUGGACAAAUACCGAUAAAUGAAAUGGACGCUGACAAACUGGGGGAAGUAAACUGUACAAACAACGCCACACGAAUAGAGGCAGGAGAGGAGCCCUGCAUGAGCACCUACGGCAACUGGCUGGUUGUUAUCCUCCUUUUCAUCUAUCUGUUGUUUACCAACAUAGUACUGGUCAACCUUCUUAUUGCUAUGUUCAGCUAUACCUUCUCCAAAGUUCAGGAGCACAGUGAUAUCUACUGGAAGUUUCAGCGUUACAACCUGAGUGUAGAGCACCACUCGAGACCCUGUCUGGCACCUCCCUUCAUCAUCAUCUUACACCUCCACCUUUUCAUCAAGAGACACAUCCGCCGCCUCUCCUCAGUCAAGAGCAAACACUUUGUUCUAGAGCUGCGGGGCAUAAAGGCCAGCCGCCUCAACACAUGGGAGGCUAUCCAGAAGGAAAACCACCUCUCAACUCAGACUAAGCGACAGAGGGAGACUGACACAGAACGACUUAAAUGUACUUCUGUCAAGGUGGACAGUGUGCUGAAGCAGAUGGCAGAGAUCCGUGACCACGACCGAAGAUUGCGGCUGCUGGAGACAGAGCUUGAGUACUGCUGCAGCGCCCUCACAUGGAUGAUGGACGCUCUAUCUCAGAGUAAUCUGAUAAAGGCUGACCGCCCCCUCCGCUCCUCAGAGAUCUGACUCCACUGUCUCCAAGCUGACUUUUAUAACUCCAGGAUCAUACGCACACAGACACAAACACACA